Molecule: messenger RNA, 2299 nt
Organism: Dufourea novaeangliae
Lineage: Eukaryota; Metazoa; Arthropoda; Insecta; Hymenoptera; Halictidae
Product: acetylcholinesterase-like
Exons: 7
Coding region: 1-1965 (654 amino acids)
Biological process (GO): acetylcholine catabolic process; choline metabolic process
Cellular component (GO): plasma membrane
Molecular function (GO): acetylcholinesterase activity
Source: RefSeq, a predicted model, not a curated record
AUGCCAAGAAACCGAAGUUCCUUGACGAUACUCGAGGCCCUGAUGGUGCUGAGCGUAACGUUGCUGGUCCAGCUGGACGUGUGCUGGUGCUCGCCGUCCCACAGGAGUAGACACCACGCGGACCUGUCGCACGAGGACGCAAAGGGUUUCAGAACGAGCGAGGAGCUGCCGCGACCGGCCGCCCUCAAUUCGAACGACGAUUCGCUGGUGGUGCAGACCAGGAAGGGCAAGGUCAGGGGUAAGACCAUGACUGCCACCACGGGAAAGGAGGUCGACGCCUGGCUCGGAAUCCCAUACGCGCAGAAACCUCUCGGACCAUUGAGGUUCCGGCAUCCGAGGCCUGCGGAGCGUUGGACAGGCGUUCUGAACGCGACGACGCUGCCGAACAGCUGCGUGCAGAUAUUGGACACGGUGUUCGGGGACUUCGCGGGUGCGACCAUGUGGAAUCCGAACACCCCACUCAGCGAGGAUUGCCUUUACGUGAAUGUGGUCGCGCCACGGCCUAGGCCUACCAAUGCCGCUGUUAUGGUAUGGAUAUUCGGUGGUGGAUUUUACUCCGGAUCGGCGACCCUCGACGUUUACGAUCACAAAACCCUGGUGUCGGAGGAGAACGUGAUUCUGGUCUCGAUGCAAUAUCGAGUCGCCAGCCUGGGUUUCCUCUACUUCGGAACGUCGGACGUACCUGGGAACGCCGGUCUGUUCGAUCAGAUGAUGGCCCUUCAGUGGGUCCGCGACAAUAUCGCUGCGUUCGGCGGAAAUCCUGACAACGUGACCCUGUUCGGAGAGAGCGCGGGCGCCGUUUCCGUUUCUAUGCACCUACUCUUAUAUUUUUCCAGGCACUUGUUCAGCCAGGCGAUCAUGCAGUCGGGUUCGCCUACAGCCCCGUGGGCGAUCAUCUCCCGGGAGGAAUCGGUCGUUCGAGGGAUACGAUUGGCGGAGGCGGUCGGUUGUCCCCAUGAUCGUGACAAUCUGCAGGAGGCGAUCGAUUGCUUGCUGGUCAAGGACCCGAUCGAUCUCGUGAAGAACGAGUGGGGAACGUUGGGGAUCUGCGAGUUCCCAUUCGUACCGGUGAUAGACGGCGCGUUUCUAGACGAGACGCCCCAACGUUCGCUCGUCACGUCGUCGUUCAAGAAAGCUAAUAUCAUGAUGGGCUCGAACACCGAGGAGGGUUUCUAUUUUAUCAUCUAUUAUCUGACCGAACUGUUCCGCAUCGACGGCGCGGAGGACGUCCGCGUGUCCAGGGAACAGUUCGUCAACGCGAUCUCCGAGCUGAACCCGUACGUCAGCCAGCUCGGCAGGCACGCGAUCAUAUACGAGUACACCGACUGGCUGCACCCGGACGAUCCGCACGCGAAUCGCAACGCCCUCGACAAGAUCGUCGGCGACUAUCAGUUCACCUGUAACGUGAACGAGUUCGCCGGCCGUUACGCCGACACGGGGAACACCGUGUACAUGUACUAUUACAAGCACAGAUCCGCGAACAAUCCCUGGCCGAGGUGGACCGGCGUGAUGCACGCGGACGAAAUCAGCUACAUCUUCGGGGAGCCAUUAGACCCCUCGAAAGACUACACGCAGGAGGAAGUGGCAUUGUCCAAGAAAAUGAUGAGAUACUGGGCGAACUUUGCGAGAACCGGGGACCCGAACGUGGGCGACGUCGCGUCAUGGUCAGCGCCGUAUUGGCCGCCGCACACUGCCGUGAAGAAAGAGUACCUGACACUGGACACGAACAGCUCGGACAUUGGGAACGGGCCUAGAGUGAGGCAGUGCACGUUCUGGAAGAAGUACCUUCCUCAUCUCCUCUCCGCUACAUCGAAACUGGAGCACUCCUCGAAGGAGACCUGCAGCGGCACCAGCGUGAACGGUGGCGGUCGACUGUUGUUGGUGCUUGGCCUGCUGGCGAUCGGCGGUCUGCUUAACCAGAGGAUCGGCGUGCCGCCGAUCUUCGACGCACGAGGCUUCGUUUAGCUCCACCGUCCGGCUGUACGGACCGUCCUCGAUCAUUGACGGAGCCAAGGAUUGGCUGGAAGAGUGAGAAGACGAAGAGAGAGGGAGAAAGAGAAAAACAGGAAGAAAGAGAGAGGAGAUAGCAACUAGAUGAAGGAACACGCGCGCGGGAUCGACGAGGACUUGGUGGCAAAAGACCGCCCCCCCCCCCCGUGUGUGGGUGGGUCUUCAAGGGAGAACGGCGACGACCAGCCGAUUACGGUAUUACCGUUGACACGACGAGGACCGAGAGACGAGGGAAGCAACAACGACAAAAUUGAACAAAACGAAACAAAAACGAAACAGACAUAUCAAC